UUUUUGUUGUUUAUAUACUAUCAUAGAAACCCAUGUUUUAAUUCCUUGGUACCAUGGAUUUUUUCGCCAUCGUUUUGGUCCUUCCAGUUGGAGUUUUCAUCGUCAACACCCUAUGGCGACGGUGGAUCGACCAGAAGCCAUUGUUUAAGACUCGAAAGCUUCCUCCGGGUCCACCGAGGUGGCCUAUAGUUGGUAAUCUCCUUCAAUUAAGCUCACUUCCACAUAGGGAUUUAGCUUCCCUAUGUGACAAAUACGGUCCAUUAGUGUACCUUCGUCUCGGCAACGUAGACGCCAUCACCACCAACGACCCGGACACUAUACGUGAAAUACUUCUCCGUCAAGACGAUGUCUUCGCCUCUAGGCCACGGACACUUGCCGCAGUCCAUCUCGCAUACGGAUGUGGGGAUGUCGCAUUGGCCCCUCUAGGCCAGCAUUGGAAACGGAUGAGGAGAAUCUGCAUGGAGCAUUUACUAACGACGAAAAGGCUAGAAUCGUUCGCGAAACACCGAGCCGAGGAAGCCCGGCAUUUGGUGCGAGAUGUUUCGGACCGAGCCGAAAACGGGAAGGCAGUGAAGUUGAGGGAAGUUUUGGGUGCGUUCUCGAUGAACAAUGUGACUAGGAUGUUGCUAGGGAGGCAAUAUUUUGGGGCCGAAUCUGCUGGCCCAAGUGAAGCCAUGGAGUUCAUGCACAUAACACAUGAGCUGUUUUGGCUAUUGGGGGUUAUCUAUUUGGGGGAUUAUCUGCCCAUUUGGAGGUGGGUGGAUCCCCAUGGGUGUGAGAAAAGGAUGAGGGAAGUAGAAAAAAGAGUGGAUGAUUUCCAUGAAAGGAUAAUUGAAGAACAUAGGAGAGCAAAGAAGGAAUUUGGCAAAGAAGAAGAUGAUGAAGAAACGGAUUUUGUUGAUGUUUUAUUGUCAUUGCCCGGUGAAGAUGGUAACCUUAAAGCUCUAAUUCAGGAUAUGAUAGCUGCGGCAACAGACACGUCAGCUGUGACAAACGAAUGGGCAAUGGCGGAAGUGAUAAAGCAUCCACGUGUCCUACGUAAGAUCCAAGAUGAGCUCGAUUCCGUCGUGGGUCGCAACCGUAUGGUGGUGGAAUCCGAUCUGCCUCACCUUAACUACCUGCGCUGCGUAGUACGGGAAACGUUCCGCAUGCACCCGGCCGGGCCGUUCUUGAUCCCGCACGAGUCGCUUCGAGACACCACCAUCCACGGUUAUUACAUCCCCGCGAAGACACGUGUCUUCAUCAACACACACGGGCUUGGCCGGAACACCAAACUGUGGGACGACGUCGAGGUUUUCAGGCCGGAGAGACACUGGCUAGCCGACGGGAGUCGUGUCGAGAUCAGCCACGGAGCCGAUUUCAAAAUACUGCCUUUCAGUGCCGGGAAAAGGAAGUGUCCCGGCGCGCCGCUAGGAGUGACGCUGGUGCUCAUGGCUUUGGCUCGGCUCUUUCAUUGCUUCGAUUGGAGCCCGCCGGAAGGCUUGAGGCCCGAAGAUAUUAAUACGGUGGAGGUUUAUGGGAUGACCAUGCCCAAGGCCGAGCCUUUACUGGCUAUUGCUCGGCCUCGCUUGGCGGACCACGUAAUGUUAUAGUAGAAAAUA
This is a messenger RNA of Hibiscus syriacus, 1601 nucleotides long. Its product is annotated as cytochrome P450 703A2-like. NCBI's taxonomy places the organism in Eukaryota, Viridiplantae, Streptophyta, Magnoliopsida, Malvales, Malvaceae. The record is from RefSeq and is a predicted model, not a curated record. Gene Ontology annotation, molecular function: monooxygenase activity; heme binding; iron ion binding.